UUCCCACCUGUGUUGUCCCUCCCAGGACUUGGCUUACUUCCCCCCAAAGAGGGCAUUCCCAUCACCUCCGACCUGCACACCUCUGGCAAGCAUAGAUAGAUCUCGGAGGAGGCCGCCCCAAAGAUUCCUGCUGACGCUUGUCUGAUCCUGCCUUCUGUGAAACAUGGCCCCACAGGAUUACGGGACAAAUCAUAGACCCUGAGCCACACCUGCUCAGAGAGGCACACUUCACAGCCUUGUUUGGCUCCAGGUGCUGCCAAGCCGUGAGACUCACUCCCAUCCGAACAAUGCCUUCAGGAGUCAUGGCCACUGCUGUAUGAGGUCCUUGCUGAGCAGGACUUGACCUUGCUACCCAGCAAGCCUCCUGAGUGACCUCCUCCACCUCCCAUGUGUGGCUACAAGGGCAGACUAGAGAAUGUCUGUGCCCCGGAUCCAAGUGGACGAAGUGGGUGAGAAUGACAGGCCAGCAGGGGCAGCCGCACCUCCAGAUGACCACCUCCUCAGCCUGAAGGCCCUCACUGAGAAACUGAGGCUAGAGACCCGAAGACCCUCCUACCUGGAAUGGCAGGCCAGGCUGGAGGAGCAGACGUGGCCUUUCCCAAGGUCAGCAGCCCAGCAAGAGGCAAGCUUGGAGGAGGGAGCCUGUGGAGGUGGAGAGCCUUCGAUACCUCUAAGGGAGUCCAGAGAGCUUCUCCCACCUGCCAGGAGUGCCAGCCAGGGCGAUGGACCACUGACCACGGGCAAGCUGGAAGGCUUCCAGAGUAUCGAUGAAGCUAUAACCUGGCUCAGAAAGGAACUGGCAGAGAUGCGGCUCCAGGACCAGCAGCUGGCUAGACAGCUCAUGCGCCUCCGUGGAGACAUCAACAAGCUGAAGAUUGAGCAGACCUGCCGCCUGCACCGGAGGAUGCUCAACGAUGCUGCCUAUGAGCUGGAGGAGCGAGAUGAGCUGUCCGACCUCUUUUGCGACUCCCCUCUGGCAUCUUCCUUCAGCCUUUCCACACCACUCAAGCUCAUUGGCGUCACCAAAAUGAACAUCAACUCCAGGAGGUUCUCUCUCUGCUGAGGGGCCUUGGGAUGGAAGAGGGACCAGAGCCAAGGGUGAGAGAGAGAGGGGGGCUCAGACCAAGUUACCCAAAGUGGGUCUCCCUGGGGCCAUGCUGGGGAACGGAAGGCCCCAGGACCUGGUGGUAGUAUACCAGGGGCUUCAGCUUUGCAUACCUGGCUCUUCAUGUUCAAUACCCAAAGAGUCUGCAGACACUAUGUAAGAUGGGGGUCUCAGCAGGAUCCCCAUGGCCUGCCUCUCUCUAUGGCCUGCUUUCCUGUGUCCUAGAAUCACUGGUGCUAUGGUGUUGGAUCCCAAAGGGGACGGGGACCUUCUCCCCCCCCACCCCAUGCUUGUUCCUGCAGAAAGCUCUCCUCUGGGGAAGCUGGGAAGAUUAGAUAUGUAAGGCACACUCAUCUCUCAUGUACUGUUACCAACCUCUUAGUUCUAGCUCUAAUUGCCCCUAAGUAGGUGACUCACCAGCCUGGGCAGGGACAUGCUAGGACAGGAAAACCUAAAGGGAUAUGGGAAUGCAUGCUUCUCUUCGAUGGCCACCAGCAUCCCUGGGAAGGAGCUCUGCCCUGCUACUUUGAAAUUCAGCCUCGAUGCUACACGGCUAUGCUACUUCCAGCUUGCUCCAUGACACACGAUGCAUGCAACUUGUGUAGCUUUGGUAGAGGAACCCAGAUGCCCUGAUAGCUCCCCUAGCUCCUGUUAUAACCAUUUCGGUUAUUUUGCUACCAAUCACAACUCCAGGAGAACACCUAGCAGGCCACUGAUGACUACACAAGGCAGAUAGGAAACAGAUUUCCCCCAAGUGAAUUCUACUGUAGGGGACAUGACAGAGGCAUUUCUGGUGGGACUUGAUGGUGUCACCCACAUCACCUUAUCCUUAGCACCAAAGACCCCAGGGAGUCCAGAAGCCCAUCCUGAGCCUCUCUCAAGACUGUGCCUGACCUAAACAAUGAAUUUUAAUUGACCAUGACUGUUAACAAAUGUGUUGCUAACUCACUAAUACCUGUCUGAUACCUGUCCAAAUGGAGAGCCAGUUGAGUAAGCUACGCAGAGUUUGGGGUUUCGUUUUAAGAGUUUUUUUCCUUAGCAGCAACCUUGAGAUCAGCAGACUGUUAAGAUGAUUGGUUCAGGGAAGACCUGGUACAGCACAUCUGGCCAUGUGUAAUCCUGUUAACACAACUUUCUCAGGCACUGGGUGUGUCUCGUGAGGCCUGCUCAUUAGCAGAGGGGCAAAGUGAAGCCAGAAAAGAAAAUGACUUCCCUCAAGUUACCUGGCUGUUUAUUGGCUGUAGAAUAUUAAGGUGUGAAUUAUUGUGAGUCAGGCCUAGAAAGAUCCCCUGUCAAUGAACUUCAACUCCAAAAGAUGGUCCUGAUGUUCUGCCAAACCCAUAAGUUGCCAACUUCUCUCUCCCUCCCUUUCAGCCCCACCCAUUCUCCCCACUUUGCAAUCCGAAGUAUUGGGGCAGGGAGAGAAGCAUGAUGCCUGGAUGGUGGGCCCUUGGCACUUGCCAUCUGUCAUAGUCCUGUAGUCUACACUGAUUGUUCUCUGUAUAUAAUGUUUCUUUUCCCUGGUAAUCCCCAUGGGCUGUGUCCACACAUGCCACAACACACCCAGGGAGAGACUGGAAUGGGAAGGUAUAACUGGCUGGUCUUAUAUGACUGGAUGGUCUCUUCCUUGUAAUUUCAAAGAGCCAGGCAGUUUGUGUUUCUUUUUUUAAAGGUAGAACAAGGUAGCCAAGAUUUCUUAAAAGCCCUGAAGUUCAGAGGCCUUGACCCCAGUCCCUUCCUUAGAGACUACACAAAACACUGCCAGGUCCCAAGAAGCCUCAUCAUCUCUUGUCACCUCCUGUCUUCAGUCAGCCACUGGCUGACACUCACACACCACGUCAUAGAAAACACAUCCCACAUUCUAAAAACAAUGCCAAGCUGGUUAUAGGAAAUCAAUCAUUAGCCAGGCAUGGUAGUGCAUGUCUUUAAUCCCAGCACUCACGAGGUGGAGGGAGGAGGAGCAGGAAUUCAAGACUAGCCUAUGAUAUAUAGUCAGUUCUCCAGGCCAGCCUGAGCUACAUGAGACCAUGUCUCAAAAAGAUAAAAAAGGAGAAGACAUCAGUCAUUACAGAAGAUGACACCCUUAGCUUAGAGCAAAGCAAAGUGGUCAAAUUAGAUGUGGUCAGUAACUAAAUAUGUGAUUGAGUGGUCUGUGCUCAGCUAACCCAGCAUCAUCUUUUGUUCCCUGAGGAACUUUGUCCCAGGAAUGAGUUUGAAUAGGUUAGAUGUCUCAGCUUAAGUUGUUCAUCUCACGUUCAUCCUAAAAGAAUCUUAUUCUGUGAUGAGAGGGAAGGUGGGGAGUGGGGGGGGGUCACAAAAGUGGAAGGGAAACCCAUUUUAUUUUCUUACAUGAAGUUAGUAUCUGUUAGCUCCCUGCCUUUCAUGGUGAGCUCAAAUCAUUAGCUGUUCAUUCUGCUUGUAGAAUCCAUGCAGAGAUGUCUGUAGGUCAGUGGCAUAUUAGCAGCCUCCCUCAGCCAGUUCCUGGCUCAUACGUACACAGUCCCGUUUGCUGUUUCAUCAUUAACCAUCUCCAUGCCCCCAAACCCCCUGUGAGACACAAAAUAUCCACUGUGCUGCCACAAGGUCAAGUCCAAUGCCUCUGUGGGCUCAGUAGCAAUCACAGAGCCCUAGAGGGCCUGGGCAGGCCUGGCUGUAACCUGGCCUCAUCCAAGAUCUACCCCUGUAGCAAUACCAAGUGCUAUUACAUAAUCAAUGGAUAAUUUACAAUUUUAUUUUUAUGAUUAUUUGUUUCUAUAUUACUGUUAGAAAAAAGUGAAAUAAAAAUAUUUCAAAAGAAGA
Cricetulus griseus (Chinese hamster) is the source of this 3904-nucleotide messenger RNA. Lineage: Eukaryota; Metazoa; Chordata; Mammalia; Rodentia; Cricetidae. The record is from RefSeq and is a predicted model, not a curated record.